Messenger RNA from Limanda limanda (common dab), 10326 nucleotides. RefSeq names its product apolipoprotein B-100-like. Bases 159 to 10085 code for a protein of 3308 amino acids. Gene Ontology annotation, cellular component: very-low-density lipoprotein particle; low-density lipoprotein particle; mature chylomicron. Gene Ontology annotation, biological process: triglyceride mobilization; cholesterol transport; lipoprotein transport. NCBI's taxonomy places the organism in Eukaryota, Metazoa, Chordata, Actinopteri, Pleuronectiformes, Pleuronectidae. The record is from RefSeq and is a predicted model, not a curated record. The transcript has 26 exons. Gene Ontology annotation, molecular function: cholesterol transfer activity; low-density lipoprotein particle receptor binding.
ACUGCUCAGACUUUGGAACCAGGUCGACACAUUUCCAAGUCCUGGUGAUCGCACACUCUUAAGAUUGGAGAACUAUAAAAGCCGAAAGCCAAGAGCUCAAGUUAGUCUUCACUGAAAGAGGAAGACUCUCGCUUCCUUUAAGCAUCGGGAGCUUUGCUAUGCCCAUCAUGGAGGGUACCAAGCUUUGCCUUUUGCUUCUGCUGGGAACAUACACACUAGCCCAGCAAGAUGUGACGGAACAAUCUCCAGUGUGUCAAUUGGCCAAAAGAUUCAAGAACUUCCGGUCGUUUAAGUACGACUAUGAAGCUGAGACCAUUAACGGCGUGAGUGGAGCUACUGACAAUAAGAGCGGCUCCAAAGUCUCCUGCGUGGUUGAGAUUGACGUGCCCCAGACCUGUAGCUUCAUCCUGCGCACCACAGAGUGCUCUCUGAGCGAGAUCUCUCAUGUGGAUGAGCAGGGACACACAGUCUACGCACCCGCUGCUGGAAAUGAGGCCUUCAAGGCUGCCAUGGCCUUGAACUCCUUGAAGCUCAAAGUCGAAGGCAUGACUAAUGUUCAUCUCUACGCUGAGGACAACGAGGCUGUCAACAUCCUGAACAUCAAGAGGGGAAUCGUCUCUGCUCUGCUCGUGCCCGUGAUGGAGGAGGAGAAGAACAAGGAAAUGCCCACCGUGCACGGAGUCUGCUCCACUGACUUCACCAUCAACUCAAGGGAGGACAUCGCCACUGAUGUGACCGUCACCCGCGAUCUUUCCCAGUGCGACGAGUUCAUCGCUCGCAGGCAGGACACGAGCCCCUUGGCCCUCAUCUCUGGCCUGAACUACCCUAUGUCCAAGAUGAUUUCCAGCACCCAGACCUGCAACUACAAGUUUGACAACCAGAAGAAGCACAUGACCAGUGGCACCUGCACAGAGAAGCAUCUCUUCCUGCCGAUGUCCCACCAAAGUGAAUAUGGAAUUUCUGCUUUGGUGAAGCAGACCUUGACUCUGAGGGAAACUUCCAAGAUCAAUGACAGAAUCUUUGAAGCCAACCAGGGCAACAUCCAGUCCUUGCCCAUGGAUGUUUCUGAUGAAAAGUCCCCCAUCCAGACCAAAGAGGCUGCCUUCGCCACACUGCAGCAGCUGAACACCUUGUCCCAGACCGCUCAGGGCGAGGAGCGCGCCGGCCUUUUCCGCAAACUUGUGUCUCAGUUCCGAGUCCUGAAUGCUGACGUCCUGGGAUCUGCUGCCGUUGAGAUGAUGGACAUCUCCAUGCCGCUGACAUUCCAAGCUCUGGUCCAGUGUGGUACCCCAGAAUGCACUAGUGCCAUUCUGAAGGGUCUCAGGACCUUUGACGAAGGUGCUCUCGAGGUUGACGCUACUGUCUACGCCCUGGGGAUGCUGGCUAAUCCCUCCCGCCUCAUGGUUAAGGACAUACUGGCAAUGGCUCAGUACAAGAAUAGCAAACCCUUCAUGUAUGCUCUGAGCAAUGUCGCCAGGAAACUGCACCAGAGAGAGGGAGUCACCCCUGAGAUCGUUGCUGUCUCUGAGUUUCUGGCUUCUCUUCUGGGCCCCGACUGCGGUGGAGAGAAAGAAUUGACCUUCCUGACCUUGAGGGUUGUUGGUAACAUGGGAGCAGCAUUGGAGGAUGCUGACGCCACAAUCAAGAACACCCUGCUCAAGUGCAUGAGACAGCCUGCGACCACACUGUCUGUGCAGCUGGCCGCCAUCCAGGCUUUCAGACGCAUGUCUGUGACAGAUGAGAUCCGCUCUAACCUCCAGAGGGUUUGCCAGUACCCCAAGGGGGCUGUGCAGAAGCGCCUGGCAGCAUACCUGGUUCUGAUGAGGGAUCCCCAGCCCAGCGACAUUGAAAUGUUGAAGAAGCUGAUCAAGCAGGAGCAGAACGUGCAGGUCAAGUCCUUUGUGACCUCCCACGUCUACAACAUCAUUACCUCCGCUGAUCCACAGACCCAGAAGCUCGGUAAGACCAUCUUUGAUGCCCUGGAAGACACUGAUGUUCUUACACACAACGACUACACCACAAAGUCUCGCAGCUACAAGCUGGAUGUGGCCCAAGAUGACGACAUGAAGGCCGCCAUUCAGGGCAACAUUAUCUUUGAUCCCAGUAACCAGUUGCCCAGAGAGAUGUUGCUUGAGACUACUCUGAACGCUUUUGGUUUCAACCUGGACAUUUGGGAGAUUGGCAUGGAAGGAAAAGGCUUCGAGCCGAGCAUUGACGCUCUCUUUGGAAAGAACGGUUUCUUCCCUGACACUUUGUCCAAGACUCUGUACUGGGCCGAAGACAUGAUGUCACCAAACAUCAAGGAAGUUCUGGAGAAAUGGGUUGCUCCCCUCAAAGCAGAAGGACAGAAGGUCCCUGAAAACCUUGUGAAAGAAAUUGUUCGCAACUUCAACAAGCUGGUCAAAGAUCUGCAGAAUCAAGAGUCUCCAGAGGCCAUGGCCUACCUGAGGAUCAUGGGAGCUGAGCUCGGUUUCAUCAAGGCCAGCGACCUGAAGUCUAUUGCUGAAAACGCACUGAUGUAUACAGAUAUUUUUGCCAUUAUCUUUCCUGCACAGGCUUUGUCUAAAAUGAUGUCCAGAACUGACAACGAGAUCUUUGCCCACUACAUCUUCAUGGACAACAAAUUCAUGAUGUCAACUGCAGCUGGUUUGCCUCUGACAUUCGCUAUGACCGGCACCUUCACUCCUGGUGCAAAGGGAGGCCUUCGCCUUGCUCCAAACAUGAAGGAGCUGCUGUUCAUGCCCUCCGUUGGAGUUGAGUUCAUGACUCAGAUGGGAGUCCAUGUCCCUGAAUUUGUUGCGUCUGCUGUUGAGAUGCAAACCAACAUGUACCAUGAGAGCACGCUCAAUGCUAAGAUUAGCAUGGAGCAGGGCCAGGUCAAGCUUUCCAUCCCCGCCCCACAGGGCACCACAAAGCUCUUCAGAUUCCGCAAUAAAGUGCUGAUUGUGGGUGCCGGCGAGGCUAAAAUGAUCCCACACACCCUGAGUGAUGAAAGCUGCAGCCCUCUCUUCACUGGGCUCAGCUACUGCACCGAAACAGCUCGUGCUCUCGCUGGCUCGGCCGAUGCCCCUUACUUCCCCCUGAAUGGAGAGACUGUGUUUAAUGUGGACAUCAAGCCCACUAAAGAGGUCUCUGAGUACACAGCCACCAUCGCCUACAAUCUCCUCAGUGAAGGAGAAGAUGGCGACCAGAAGGUUGAUUCUUUGAAGAUGACCCUGAAAGCUGAAGGUGAUCAGCCGACCGAGGCCACAGCCACCAUGAAAUACAACAGGAACAGGAACGUCUUCACCACUGAAGUCCAGAUACCCGACUUUGAUGUUGAAGCCGGUGUUAAGGUCAGCAUGGCCGACAGCAGUGCCGAAGGCAAAUCCAUGAUCCUUGAGAUCUCCAACAAGAACGUGCCCCAGCUCUCUCUGAUUGGUCGUGCCAAGCUUCAGGCCGUGACUGAUGGCAUGCUGCAGGUUCAACUGAUAGUCCCCUCACUCAAGGCUGAUGCUGCCAUCACUGCAACAAUGAGCAACACUGACAGACUCACCUUAGAGAUCAAGAGUGAUGUCAAGCUUCCAGAGACCUCCUCCAUCCAGGCAGUUGUAUUCAAAUAUGGUGAGGACCAUGCUGAGGUCCAGCUGCUGUCCAAUGUCAAUGCUGAUACUAAGAUCCUGGUGCCUUACACCGAGGCCCUCCAGGCCUGGCUCAGGCAGUUUGCUGAUGACGUCAUGGAGCAGCAGGUUGUCAAGACUGACAUGAGACUGGGUCACAUCUUAAACAAGGCAGUUGAGGCCGGCAACAUCUGGAUGGACAAGAUCCAAACUGAUGUUCCCUAUGUUGAGACUCUGAGGAACAAAAUCGCAGAGGUGGAAAUGCCUGCCAUGCCUGAAAACCUCUUCAUGAACCUGGACGGCAAACUCAGAUACCAGUUCAACCAGGAACGUAUGACCGUCACUAUCCCUCUGCCUCUUGGAGGCAAAUCAUCUGAGGAGCUGAGGAUACCUGCAAGGCUCACCUCCCCUCACAUCUCUUUGCCUCAGGUGGGCAUGAAUAUUGUCCCACAGCAGAUCCAAAUCCCCACCUUUACCAUUCCUUCUGAAUAUGAUCUCAUCAUGCCUCUGAUGGGAAUGGUGGAAGUGUCUGCCAAACUCCACAGUAACUAUUACAACUUGGAAGCCACAGUCUCUGCUGGAAACAAAACUGUUGAGUCUCCCAGCUACCUGGCCCAGUUCAGCAUCAUGGCUGAAAGUCCAGUCAAACUUCUCUCCUUCUCAACUGAGGGAGCUGCAAAAAUCACAGAUACGGAAGAGAAAACUAUGAAAUUGACCGUUGAUGGCUCCCUGAAACACAUGAUCGUGGACACAGGUUUUAAUGUGCUGGAGACCAUUGCUGUCACAGACAAUGUACUAACAACAGGAAGAUACAACAUCUAUGCUGUCUCCCCUCUGGGUCUAGACACUUCUCUGACUGUUACCACACAGUUCACUGUUGACGCCAACAUUCUCUCUGGAGACAUUAACACAGAUGGAAGUGUGACCGUUGGACCCAUGACUGCUACCACCACCUAUCUGCACACCUUCUCUGUUGAGCCAAUGAAGAAAGAAGCAAGAUUGGAGAGUACGCUGAGAUUGAACUCUGAAAUCCUGAAGGUUGUGAACAAGGUCAAGGCAUCAUAUGCAAAUGAGGAACUUCUGAUUGAGUCUAACACCAACAUGAACAGCAACCCAAUCAAGCACACUACCAAAAUGAGCCUUAGCUACAAGGAUGUUAAGCUUACCAUCCAGUCUGACUCUGUGACCAAGGCUGAUGACAGAAUGGUUCGUAGCCAGAUGGAGUUCUCUUCCAUCGCAGGACAGGCCAGUCUCAGGAUUGAGAACCAAGCUGAUGACACAGUGAACCGUGCCUACUCCCUGAUCACUGGGUCCAUGAACCCCUCAGGUUUGGAGGUAAACACAGAUGCCUCCAUGAACAUCUUUUCAAGCCUUGCCUCUCACAAGGCAACCUUGACCCUGAACACGAAUGGCCUGACAACCAGUUGUACAACCACUGCCCAGUACAGCCCAAUGACCUUUGAGAAUAUUUUCCAUGGUGGAGUCGAUACCUCUGGUGCUACCAUGUCUCUGACCACCAAGGGAGCCAUUCAAGACAAUAAAGUCGACCUCAAUGUUGAGGCUAAGCUUGCAAGCACAGAAGCCUAUUUCAACAGCAUCCUUAAGGGUAACCUCUAUGACAUCAACACCAUUAACAGAGUGAACCUUAGAGUGAAUGAUGAUGGCCUGGUUGUCUCCAACAACUUGGUAGGAUCUUUCAACGAGAUGAAGACUGAAAAUACCCACACACUGUCUCUGGCACUGAAAUCGUUUAGCCUUCACUCCAAGACUGACAACGUCCUGGAUAAGAAGAACUCCUACAUGCACAACAUCAUAGUCAACAUGGCGCCUUACACUGCUUCAGUUACUGUAAAGAAUGACCUGAAGAUCAUGGAGAUUAACUUUGUGAAUGAUGCCCAGUUCAAGGCACAGCCCUACAACAUGGAGCUGACUGGAACAACGAUGGGAGUUUUCUCAGAGGAAGAGCUCAAGCACACGUAUGAAAUCAAGUUUAUUGACAUGGUCCUGUCUGCAAAGUGCAAUACAAAUGGUAAACUCCUGGGAUCUCACAUGACACAUACCACUGAUAUGGAGCUUGCUGGUCUGACCAUGAAGUUCAACGAUGUCGCUAACUUCAACUCACCAUAUCUUCGUCUGGACAGCACAGUCAAAACUGUUGCAGCACCCUUCACUCUGACCAUCGAUGCCCUUCUCAACUCAGAUGGUGCAGCGUAUCUGAAUGGACAACAGAGCGGCGAGCUGUACAGCAAAUUCCUCCUGAAAGCAGAACCUCUUCUGUUCACACAUUCAUUUGAGUCCAGAGCUUCAACCACCCAUGAACUGGAAGGCACAUCACCGAUCAAGACCAACAUGGAGAACAAGUUCAACAGCAUGCUUAGCUUGCAAGAGCAAAGUGUCACACUGAAGAUGAAAUCCAAAGUAAACGAGCACACUUUCGAUGAAGAAAUUAGCGCUUAUAAUAAUGCAGAGAAAAUGGGUAUUGAGAUGGCAGGAGCAAUGUCAACCUCCCUCUUUACCGAGGCCAUUGAAGAUUAUUCCAUCUCUGGAUUUGUGAAAUAUGACAAGAACAGCGACAGCCACUUUAUCCAAAUCCCAUUCAUUGAGCACCUGCCUGCAGUCAUUGAAAACGUAAAGAUCACAAUGAUGAGGAUGAUGGACAACAGCAUUGAGAUGCUGAAAGAAAUCAACAACAAGUUGGAAAUCAGUCUCAAGUUUCAGAACAAAGUGGCGGAACUUAAGGAGGUCAUCGACAACUUCGACUACAAACUCUUUGUCAAGGACCUGAGAAAGUUUAUUAACUCAAUGGAAAAUGUCUUGAGCAACCUGACAACCAAGUUCCCAACUGACAAAGUCAUGAAUGUGCUCAAAUCCAUCAAGGAGACUUUCAUGGCUUUCAUCAAGAAACAUGACAUUGCAAACAAGUUCAAUGUUGUUUAUUCCAAAAUUGAAGAAAUCCUCUCCAAAUACGAGGUUGAGAAGAUGAUUGAGGCCAUCAUGGAUGAGGUUGUUAAAACUAUGAAGCAGUAUCAGGUGAGGGAGAAGAUUCAGUCGGCAUUUGCUGCUCUCAGAUCAAUUGACUUCCAGCCUUUGCUCAAAAAAGCUCUGGCACCUGUUCAGCAGCUUGUGAAUGAAAUGUAUUCCUUUGACUUCAAACAACUGAUUGAAGACGUGAGGGAUUAUUUCAUGAAAAUGGUCCAGAAUAUCAGAUCUUUUGAUUAUGACACAUUCACUAUGGAGCUGAAAGAGAAGGUUGCAGAUAUGACCAAAAUUCCCUGUUUUGGAAAGCUUUACGGAGAGUUCAGGGUUACAUCUCCUCAUUACAAUCUCAGGACCACUGCUGAUCUGGAGAAUACCACAACUGCAUCAGUCACACCAGAGUUCAAAAUGAACCUUAACUCACAGGCUACAUCUACUUUGAAAAUCCUUGACUUCACCACCGAUGCCAGUGCCCACAUUGCCCUGCCCAAGAUGAGUCGUCUGUCUGUUUCUGAGAACAUCAAUGUUGACCAGUCAUGUUUCACACUUGACCACAAGGGAACGAUCACUCUCUAUGGCCUGUCAGCUCAGGCUUCUGCUGAUACUACUGCAAAGGUAAAUACUGAGCUUUAUGCUGCAGAGCUUGUCAACAAAGCAUUUUUGGCCAUGGAAAAUGGAGUUUCCGCCACUGCAGAGACUGCCUAUAAACAAAACCUGAACAUGCCAAUCCUUAAAAUCUUCACUGAAGCACAGAUGAAUCAAAAGACCGUUUUCCAGCUUGAGGAUGGCACUGCGCGUCUGACCUUCAACAAUCUUGCUCAUGAAAAAUAUGCAGUUCAGGACAUCUCAAAUGAGGGAUCCCACAAGAGUGACAUGGAAGUGGUCAUGGAUCUCCACACAGCCAAGGUAACUUUCACCGGAGAAACAGGAUGCGGCCAAUACAAGAUGAAUCAAAAUGUGGUUGCUGAAAUGUGCAUCUUCCGACACCUAAUUAUCAGUGGCAAGGUUGAGACAGAGACACCUUUCAUGAAGGGAAGUGUUGCAGAUGUCAAGUUCCAGGCUAAGGUUGAAGACAUGAAAAUUGAUUUCACUGCCUCUCACAGUGCAGAGCUGACCGGAGGAGUUGAGGGACCUCUCUCAAGCAGUGCGGUGGCUUCUAUCACACCUAAUGAGCUUAUGUUUGACACCAAGAACAGGGGAAACACCAAGCUUGCCCUUCCAUUCCUGCUGUCUGGAAAGGUAGAUCUCCAGAAUGACAUCGCUCUUACCCUUAACUCUGAGGUUCAGCAAGCUAGCUGGACAGGCCUGGCUAGAUUCAACCAGUACAAAUACUCCCAUUCCUUCACCAUAGAUAAUGAGGAGAAAGAAAUAAUCAUUGUUUCCCAGAUUAAUGGAGAAGCUAAUCUUGAUGCAUUGAAACAAACCAUCACAAUUCCUGAAAUUAAUGUGCCAUUCGUUGGUAUUGGGACACCAAGACUGGAGGACUUCUCACUGUGGGAAGAUACUCUCCUGAGCGACCUCCUACUCACAACUCAGCAGACAUUUGACAUGAACUCCAAGCUGACCUACAAGAAAAACCCUGAGGUGAUUACCAUUGACAUUAAUUUAGAUCCACUCAUCAAUGUCAUUAAUACCAACGUCAAGACUCUGCACAAGAGAGCACUCAUCGGCAAGGACAAGGCUGCUGCCAUGCUCGCUACAUCUUACAACAAGGCAAAGGCAGAGUAUGAAAAAUAUAGCAUUGAGUUUCCCAAAACCAUUACAGUGCCCGCCUACAAGGUUCCAGUGAUGAAUGUCGAGGUGUCUACAUUUACCAUUCCCCUGCCUGACCUUACUCUCAUCACAAUGCCUGCUCUGCAUGUUCCAUCUGCCCUGAGCAAGCUGACUCUUCCCAAAAUCACUCUGCCCAAAAUUCAGAGCAUCAAGAUCCCAGUACUGGGUGAUCUGACCUAUGAGGGUUCAGUGAAAACAGCAAUGAUCACACUCAAAACUGAUGCCAGCAUCCUCAACCAGGACAACAUCAUCAUCACACUUGAUGCCUCUUCAGCCUCUGAAUUUGAGCUUCUGACUGGAAAGAUUCACGGCAACGUCAACGUAAUCAAAACUGGUGAAUUCCAAAUAUCCUCUGUCCUUUCUGUGCAACAUCCAAUGGUAGAGGGAACCCAUAACAGUGCCAUCACCUUAAGUCAUGCAAAUGUCCAAACCUCCAUCACCAAUUCGGCAAAGGUCAAUCUACCUGACAGAACGAUGGAAAUCCACCAAGAGAUUACAGGAAAUCCAGAGGAAGGCCUGGUUGUUUCUAUGUCCACUCCAUCCGCAGGACUCAUUGCAGUUCAGAUGCAGACUAAAUCCCCAGCACAAGUCAAAGCAAGACUCUAUGGUCGCUACCCGUCUGAGCCAACUACAGACAUUGAUAUCCUGAGUGUGAAGAUGUCUGUGAUGAACUCUGAGAAACUGAACAUUCAGACAACCUGGAAUAUGGAGAUGCCAUAUGAUAUGAUGUUGGAAGUGAAGAGCCACGUACCAAGAGCUGUGGAGCUGGUGUCAGGUCCUGCUUAUUACACAUAUAAAGAAAUCAACAGGAAAGCUGGAAGGCUUGUGGAAUCCAUUGAACGGGCUAGCAAGAGAGGCAGAGUGGUGUUCAAGAGGGCUGUUGACAAACUCGCAACAGUAGAUCCUUCUGCUGUUAUGACAGAUGUCACAUAUACAACUAUUAUGAUCCUCAGAAAUAACCAAAAGAGAGUUGAAGCUAUUAUUGAUGCUAUUGUUAAAGUCCUGAGAGAGACCAAGUUCCAGAUCUAUGGGUAUGAGCAGAGACUGUCUGGGCUUGAGAUCUACCAGAAACUUAGCGCUUUUGUUGCCGAUGUAUCUGAGGAAGCUGUUCAAAAGAUUCCACAGUAUUUUUCCUACAUCUUUGGAUCAGUCCUUGAUUUUAUCAGAGCCAUUGAAUUCACCCUCCCUGGCUCUAACCACAUUGUGAGUGGAGGAGAAAUUCUUGAUGAUUUGUCUGUAGCUAUGAGGAACACCCAGGAUAGAGUUAUUGUCACUGUGAGGAAACUAGGAAAUAUCCAAGUGGAAGACAUCCAAGAGAAAUUUUCAUUAUUCUUGCAAUUUAUCACUGAACAAAGUGAGAUGUUUCUCCACACCGUGAAAUCUCAGAAUGUAGAAAAGAUCUCUGCCUUUGUUGCUGAUGUGUACAACGAUGCCAUCAACUCCCCUGUCGUAGCCGAUGUUGCCAGACAGAUUGAAGAGUACACCAGAAUUGUUCUGGAAUAUCUGAAAACUGUGAGAGCUAAAAUCCAAAAUAUUGUGUCUGACAUGUCUACUGAACAGCUUAAUGUUGACCUCCAGUCCUGGAUUGACUCAUUGGUAAAACACAUGAAUGCUUUCCACAACAAUGUUGUUGACGUUAUGAAGGAGAAAAGCAAAAGUGUUGAACCAUUUGUGAGAGUAAGCGACAGACAGAUGGAUAUUGACAUUCCUUUACCAUUUGUCGCCAAAUCCAACUAACUGGCUGCGGCAAAGAAUGCUUAAUGCAGUAUUUGUAUUGAUUAUAUCUGUUGUGUAACCAUCUCGACAACAGUAACUCUGUUCUACCAAAAAUAUACAUGAAUGCAUGCUAACACGUAUUGAUUUGGUUUGUCCCGUUUCACCGUAGUUUACCAUUUGUGGUUAUCCUACUGAUUUCUUUGUGUCUUGUACUAUUUAAAAAACCCUUAUGUGGGCUUCAAUAAAGUCUUCUUACAUAUAA